Messenger RNA from Menidia menidia (Atlantic silverside), 3100 nucleotides. The record is from the annotation of a GenBank genome assembly. NCBI's taxonomy places the organism in Eukaryota, Metazoa, Chordata, Actinopteri, Atheriniformes, Atherinopsidae.
GCGUGUGACAUCAUAGAUGGGAUCGGCUCGCCUUGGCUGGGGUGGAGAGUCUUGUGUACAGGCUACAGAGGGAGAAGGAGCUGUGAGACACAGAGGGAAGAGUUUUCUCCUGCCACGGACCCCAUCGCAGGACCUACUUCCAAUCACAGCGAGCCACGCCCAGGGGCCAGGGGAGACUGUUGGCUCCCCACAGACUAAACUCCAGUGAUGGACGGGCAAGUGGACAGCAAAGAGGAGUUUUAGGGUAUAGGUUGUCAAGAUGAAGUUUGGCAAGAGCAUCUGUGUGCUCAAUGUAGGGGGAACCCGGUACGCCUUCACCCGUGAGGUGAUCAGGGAUUUCCCUCUCCGGCGCGUCAGCCGCUUGCAUGCUUGCGCAACUGAGAAAGAGGUCCUCGAACUGUGCGAUGACUACGACCGGGACCGUAAUGAGUUUUUUUUCGAUCGCCACGCGCAGGCUUUUGUGUUCAUCAUGUUGUACGUGCGCUCCGGUAAACUCCGAUUUGUUCCAGGAGUGUGUGAGCUGUCCUUCUACACAGAAAUGCUCUACUGGGGGCUGGAAAGCGCACACUUGGACUCGUGCUGCCAGAAACGCCUGGACGAUAGGAUGUCCGAUAUAGGCAUGGACACUCUAUCGGAGGGAGACAUCGUACUAUCAGGGGAUGAUUCUCUCAGCCCGGACGAGCCAGCGCCACGGAUUGCGCUGACCGGCCGCGCUAAAUGGCUGGAGAGGAUGCGCAAAACAUUUGAAGAGCCCAACUCUUCUCUGGCUGCGCAGCUAUUGGCUUCAGUGUCCGUGAUCUUUGUGAUCGUAUCCAUGAUAAUGCUGUGUGCUAGCACGCUGCCGGAUUGGGAUACAGCCAAGAAAACUACAGUGGAAGAGCACAGGAUAGUGGAGGCUGUGUGCAUUGGCUGGUUUACAGCGGAGUGCAUAGUUCGCUUCCUGGUAGCCAGAGACAAGUGGGACUUCAUCCGCCAUCCACUCAACAUCAUUGACGUGAUCGCGAUUACCCCUUACUAUGUCACCAUGGCGAUGGCCCGUGCAGGGAUGCCGGGCGCUGGGCUUGGAGUGGCUGGAGUGAUUCUGAGGGUGCUGAGGAUGAUGCGAGUGUUCUGGCUCAUGAAGCUUGCCAGACACUUCCUGGGCCUGCAGACUCUGGGGCUGACACUCAGACGCUGCUACCGGGAGAUGGUCAUGCUGAUGGUGUUUGUCUUCGUUGCCAUGGCGAUAUACAGCGCUCUGGCACAGCUUCUGGAGCACGGCUUGGACUUGGGCACGCAGAACCCGGAUUACGCCAGCAUCCCGGCCGCCGCCUGGUGGGUCAUCAUCUCCAUGACGACGGUGGGGUACGGGGACGUGUACCCGGUGACAGUUGGGGGGCGGGUGCUCGGAGGAAUGUGUGUAGUGAGUGGCAUUGUUCUCCUGGCACUGCCCAUCACAUUUAUCUACCAUAGUUUUGUCCAGUGCUACCAUGAACUCAAAAUGCGCUCCGCCAGAUACGUGCGCAGCCUGUCCACAGAGAUGCUGCAGUGAACAAGCAUUACUCUAAAAUAUCUAUGGCCCUGCAGGCACAAACACACACAUACACACACACACACACACACACACACACACACACACACACACACACACACACACACACACGCACUCACAAACAGUAAACCUGCAGCUCUCAUUCCAAAAAAACUGUGCAAACUGCCUUCUGCCUGAUUUUAUUUUUCUCCUUAUUUCCUGCCUGUUGUACCGAUGAUCUCCAACCAUUGUCUUGAACCAGCAUGAGCUGCUACUGUCUUGUUCAGAAGACCAUGUUAGCAUAAUACACAAAUGGUUAUUAAUUGAACACUCACAGGUGCGGUCCGCCCAGUUUUGAGUGUAGCUGAUGUUUACACGAUAUUCCCAUGGUUACAACCCCCGACAGUGAUGGCUAAAUCGACUCUGAGUGUUCAUGUGUGUUUGUUUAUGUGACUGUCCGCCUUUUACUUUGUCUGAGAUUUACACGCAGAUGGAGCAAGUUACACAAGAUUGAUGUGUGACCUAGAUCCUCCAUGUUGAACCUGUGAAAUAUAAAGAAGGCGUGAAUAAGUGUGAGGAAAGUGAAGAUGGAGAGGGGGACUGAGUGUGCUGAGGGGCUUAAGCCAAUAAUAAUGAAAUAUGAACGCAGGUCAGAAGAGGCUACAAAGAGGCAUGCAACCACACAGAGACGGAUAUGACAGGGCAGAUGGAAUGAGAAAACUGAAGAAGAGAGACUGUAGAGCUAAAAUGACAGAAUGUGGACAAAGACCGAACACAAAGCCUGAAUAGAUGCGUCCGCAUUUGUGGGUGAAUGUAAGACAUUUUGUGUUUCUGCGUCUCCAAGGCAACCUCAUCCUCCAACAUGCCAAUCAUAAUAGUAGUUGGUAUCUGUGCACACAAAAAGAUUCCAUCCAAAGCACACCUCCUGGCUGGCACACAGAUUUUUGGAAUUUUUCGUUGUUGAAUCAUGUUGCAAAGUGAGUUGAAAUUACGUAAGGUUAAAAAAAAAAAAAAAAAAGCAAGCGUGUAAGAAAACUGAGCAGCAGAGGCUGUCACAGAUGAUGAUUCUGACAUUCGUGAUUCACGCACGUUUUCAGUGUUCAUACAUUGCCAAGAUGAUGUGAUUUGUUGAACAGACACAUGAUCCAAACAAACAAGUCGACACCUCUCCCACACAACAGUCUUUCUCUACAUCUCCUCUCUUCUUCUUUUGGUUACCAUCUACUAUUCUUUUUUAAACAAACACACACGCUGUCACACACAAAAGAAAUAAGACUUGGUCUGCUUGUUACCUGUUUGUCCUUAAAUUUAUAGUCUAUAAAUGUGUUUUCAACAUAAUCUUUGCAGCCCUGUAUAAGUUUAGUGUGUGCUGUGGUCACAGUAUUCCUGUUGUACUUUGUAUGCUUUUCAAGCCGUGAAGUGUCUAGAAAUUAUACAUAAUCAAUAUUUUAUUAGCAACAGUACAAAACAUGAAUCAUGUAGCAGUACAUUUUUGCCAGUCCUGAUUGUGACCAUGAAUCAAAUCGAGGUCAUCAGUAAUUGUAAUUAAUGUGAUGUGUGUGUGUGAGCUUUUAUAAUAAAACUUCUUUG